This is a messenger RNA of Tyto alba (common barn owl), 489 nucleotides long. It is a transcript of the gene CIMIP6, whose product is annotated as chromosome unknown C2orf73 homolog. The record is from RefSeq and is a predicted model, not a curated record. NCBI's taxonomy places the organism in Eukaryota, Metazoa, Chordata, Aves, Strigiformes, Tytonidae.
AUGACUGGGGCUUUAUUGGCCCAAGAAACUGAUCACACUGAAAAUGAGGUAGCUUUUGACUUUGUGAGCAGUGAGUCUCUGGCACGACAAGACUCAAAUACUUAUGGAAUAUUUAAUAUUGAUGUGCUUGAACUAUGCACUGCUGAUGUGUGGAAGUCUGCUGGAUUCCCAGGGGUGAUCAGCAGCCAGCACAGCCUUACUAUGCAGUUCCACUUGCAGUUCCUGGAGCUUCCAGAGAUUUUACAGGAGCAGACCUCCUUUAGCCAUCAGUACAACGCCAGAGAGUCUGCUAAUGAACCCACCCGAGGAGAGCGACAUGGAGCUUUUGUGUGUGCAGAGAUAAAACCAGCAAGGUCGAUAGUUCCUAAGGGAACAGAAAUAUUCCUGAGUGCUAGAGGGUCAUGUUCACUAGAACGGCCAAAAACAGAGAAAGGAAACUCAGUGAAAAGCCGAAUGACCUCACCCAGUCUCUUCCUGGAGAAUUCCUAG